UGGGCUUUCGUUUGCCGAGUGCUGUCCCGGAGUCCAAUCCGCGAAUACACGAAUUUGCGAGGUGGGGGUCGCCUAAUUGAGAUAUAUGUCGGAGAUGCAGCAGGUGACACUAUCCGGAUCACCCUCUUCAACGAAGCCGUCACCGCGUUUUACGACGUUGUCUCGCCGGGGAGCACCUGCUACUUUUCUGCGGGUCGGAUCAAG
This is a messenger RNA of Phytophthora sojae, 204 nucleotides long. RefSeq lists its product as hypothetical. Lineage: Eukaryota; Oomycota; Peronosporomycetes; Peronosporales; Peronosporaceae. The annotation marks the transcript as partial. The transcript has a single exon. The record is from RefSeq and is a predicted model, not a curated record.